AUGCUGCUACUGGAAAAGAUGAAUACAAUGAUAGAGAACAAGUACGCCAAGUCGAACUGGAAAAGAAAGAGGUUCGUUUGGAAGUACAGCUUAUACUUCACCGUUUUUUACAUCUGCCUAUCAUUGGGGAUACUUUACACGUUAGCAGUUAGACUUUUAAUUUCGUGGGAUUCGUAUAGCAACCAUUCUUGUCCCUCCUCUAUGAUCCUAUCUGUGAAGAGAAUUUACAUGGUGGUCCUCAUAUUAGUGACAUUGAUGGUAUUUUUAAACUUCCUUUUUUCGCGCCUCACAUUUAUCUACUCCAAUUUUACGAACAGCGAGUUUUUUAACUCAGGCUUUUUUUACGCCCUCGUAGGGUUCAUCAUUAAAUACAUGUCAUGGAUUCUCUCCUUCAUCUACAUCCUCUGGAUUUGUUUCCUUUUUGUAAAUAUGAUGAUAAUAUAUUUUUGGCCGCAAAGGUGGUGUACCUUUAAGUAUAAUACGUACGGGAUGGACGCGCUGAGAAACUGCCUCUUGGUUAAGAACCGGGCCACAGGAUGCGAAAUCGACAAAUCACUGAUCAACCUACGGACCAAAGACAGCUGCAAUGACUACAACAUUUUGAAGGUGCAAAAUUUUCUCUUCCUUACACGAUCAGCUCCAAACCAAGCAUGCACAUUGAAGGAUAAAAAACUAUGUGAAUUUUUUGUCGAUUUUAUUAAAAAUAAGAACACCUCCUGGACUUCCUUCCCGAACUGCUCUGGAAACACCCUCGAUCUUAAGGAAGAAUAUUUCCUCGAAGCGCCCACCAUGAAGAGUGACAUUUACUUAUUUUCCGUAUCUGUAAUAUUUUUCUGGUUUAUCACGACCAUGAUUCUUAUUGCCCUUUUUAUAGUUGUGAGGGUGAGCACACCGGUCGAUUCAUCCUUCGUGGUGAAUGAAGAACGGUUCAACUUUUUUUUCAAGUUUACGCCUGAAGAAAAAAUGGACAAGGCGGAAGGCAAGAGCAGGAGCAUAAGCCGCAUUAUCAAAGAGUUUUACCUAAACUGGAAUUACAGGAGACACAGCUGGAGAAUCAGUUUCUACUACAACUGCCUGGCAAUCUUAACUGCUUUCAGCAUUGCCCUCACUUUAAUAUUCCAGCAACUCAUAAAAUCAUUCAGUUUUUUCGUAAACUAUUCCUGCGAAUAUGAACAUAUAAAUUUUAUUCUUACCGAUUUAUUAAUCUUCCUAAUUUUAAUUAGCUUUAUAAGCAUUUUCGCAUUUUUUUUAUCCAGAAUUUGUUCCAUCCUCUCAAAUUUUACAAUUAACGAUUUUAUGUCGCUAGGCAAAUGGAUCGAAAGGAUAGGCUGUACUGUGAAAUGGUUUCCUUGGGCCUUAGCAAUUUUGAUCAUAUUUUGGUUCGCCAUAAAUAUAUUUAAUUUAGUUACCUUAUAUUUCACCCCCAAUUUGUGGUGUAAAAGGCGCUUAAACAACGUUGCCUUGCAUGUAGUCAACAACUGUAGGUUGUUUGAAGGUAGGACAGCCGCAUGCACCAACGACAUGAUAGACUCCAGUUCCAAUGCGAAGACUGUCAGCCACAUUCGCAAAUGCAACGACUUGGAUUUCCUAAAAAAUCAUAACUACUUUGCAUUCAUUCCAGAUUUGGCAGAUAAAAAUCAUGUAAAAUGCACAUUCAAUAAUAUCAACAUUUGCACACUGUACAAAAGCUUACGAUAUAAUCAGCAAGUAAUGGAGAAGGCAAAAGGGCUGAAAUUAGAAGGCUGCCUGCAGGACCCUCCGUCCGAAGUUGAGGAUUUUUACGAUAAUAAUAUACAGACGAGCGAUUUGUACAAAUACUCUCAAAUCUUUACCAUCGGUAGUAACGUCACUUUUGCGGUCCUCAUGUUUUUUUUUUAUUUUGUCAAACGUACAACGCAGUUCGAUGGGUUAUUUUAUCAGUCCAUAGACAACUCCGAAAUGCUUAUACUGCGCAUCCUACGCCCGCUGACACCGUGGACGUGA
This is a messenger RNA of Plasmodium coatneyi, 1983 nucleotides long. RefSeq lists its product as uncharacterized. The record is from RefSeq and is a predicted model, not a curated record. The transcript is spliced from 3 exons. NCBI's taxonomy places the organism in Eukaryota, Apicomplexa, Aconoidasida, Haemosporida, Plasmodiidae. Bases 1 to 1983 code for a protein of 660 amino acids.